AUGCAAGCAAACGCCGGGGCGACGACGCCCUCGGAGCCUCCGCAGCUCCCUUACUCUUUACGCACGCGAAAGAAGGCCAUCGCUUUCUUCUGGAUUCUUUUCAUCAUUGAUACAAUGGCUCAGCCGCUCGUCCUAUACUGGACGCUGUGGUAUGCCACCGACCUCUCACACAACGUGGUCUUCAGUAUUGUGACUGCUUCUUUGGGAGGUAUCUCUGUUUUCGAGUACUUCUAUCGGCUAUACAACCUCUUCCGCAAGGAUUCGCGGGCUCGCCCACUAAAUGCACCGAAAGGAUGGUUGGACUUCUUCCAUAUCAACUUUACCAUUGUUUGGCUGAUCCUCGCAGUGGAAUUGAUUGUAGGAACGGUACCUAAAGAGCCAUACGUACGUCUCGUCGCCAUGGUCCUCCCAACCGUUAUGUUCUACUUUGGCGGAGUCUACCUCGCUCUCGAUAUUCUACGCGCAUGCGGCGUCAAAGCACCCUUCCGUAUCUCCUCCACACCCAAAGGCUCGACAAUGCCUACGGCCCUAUACGUGCUCAUUGAAGAUGUCGUUGCGGUGGAUGGAGGAGGCGGACAGAUCUAUCGAUAUGCGCUCCGUACACGAUACCUUGCCAGCCCAUACUUUCGUCGAAUGUUGUUUCAGAUGAAUUGUUUCUGGGCUGGAGGAUCCGUGGUCUGCGCUGCUGCAAUCACCGCGAUCAUAUUCACUGUCGAGGAGUCGGUCGCCUAUACUCUGGGAUGGACACUUCCUUUCGCGUGGGCUGGUGUCUGGACUUUGAUAACCAUACCCUGGGUCCAGAGCGACCUUCGACGCGAAAGACAAUCGUGGGGUAUGAAUCACGGCGAGGGUGGCGUAGCGUUCACCGACGACCCGAAUGCGCCCUCUGCUCGUACGCGACUCGAGAGCGUUCAUGAUCGGUUGCCGAACUUCUUUCCUUGGGGUCGGGAAAAACAAGAAAAACAAUCUGCGCCAUCCACCCCAUCCGCCCAUUCCUGAGUAUCUCAAACAGGGUUGAUGUACUCCUCGAUUAGUUCCGACGCAAAAACAUCGCUUGAUUAUACGAAUCGUUUCGACAUUCCUGGUCAUACGCAGGAUGAGUCAGAAUUCAGGUUCUUCAGAACAUACCCCAUAUCAACUCGAAUCGAGCAACAGACCCCACCUUGAAGGUUACGAAAAUGUUUAUGAUGAGACUUACGACGGCUGUGCCGAUUUUACCUGUACAUAUAGAUACCCGGGCCUUUACUUCGAAGCGACUUGCUUGCAGUUGCACCCUGUGUUAGGAUACUUAGAUUUAUUCUCGGUUUGAGCAUUCUCUGUAAAUAAUGAUAUAUAAUAUUAAGGUUGUGAACUUUGCCGACCAGCAGCAG
This is a messenger RNA of Aspergillus homomorphus CBS 101889, 1370 nucleotides long. RefSeq lists its product as uncharacterized. The record is from RefSeq and is a predicted model, not a curated record. NCBI's taxonomy places the organism in Eukaryota, Fungi, Ascomycota, Eurotiomycetes, Eurotiales, Aspergillaceae. The transcript has 7 exons. Bases 1 to 999 code for a protein of 332 amino acids.